Molecule: messenger RNA, 4842 nt
Organism: Aplysia californica (California sea hare)
Lineage: Eukaryota; Metazoa; Mollusca; Gastropoda; Aplysiida; Aplysiidae
Product: platelet-activating factor acetylhydrolase IB subunit gamma
Exons: 5
Coding region: 215-940 (241 amino acids)
Source: RefSeq, a predicted model, not a curated record
AACCGUAACUACUUCCGGUUUGUGUCCGUUGUUUGUGUAGUAAAUUUUUUUGUUCAGCUGCAAGAAUCGAACGAGAACUUCAGAACUACAACAGAACUGCUAAUUCUAUUCACACUUCUUAUUAUUUUGUAUUUGAACCGUGUGGUUGUUAGGCACUUCAUUUUAGUUUCGAGAAGGAGGUUUGUUGAAACUGCACCUUUUGACGUGCAUCAUUAUGUCAAAUCCAGCCACCGAUCCCAAGCCCGUGGAAGAUGCGCAAGGAGAUGGUCGCUGGAUGAGCCUGCACAACUCAUUCUUGCAUGAUGCCAAGGAGAAGGAACCAGAAGUUGUUCUCAUUGGGGACUCUCUCAUAGCUCUCAUGGCACAGUCCAGGCUGUGGAAAGAGAUGUUUGAGCCUUUGCACUGCCUGAACUUUGGCAUCGGCGGCGACAACACGCAGCACGUCCUGUGGCGUGUGCUCAAUGGAGAGCUGGACCAGGUGCAACCAAAGGUGAUUGUGCUGUUGGUGGGGACCAAUAACCACUCGCACUCCGCGGACCAAGUCGCUGAAGGUGUCCUGGCCGUCACUCGGGCCAUCCAGGAGAAGCAGCCGGCCUCCCAUCUCAUCGUCAUUGGUCUCCUACCUCGAGGUCAGCAGCCCAACCCGCUGCGAGAGAAACACUGUGCCGUCAACAAGCGGCUCGCCGAGGAGCUGGAGGGCCGGGCGAUGACCACCUUCCUCCGGGUGGAAGACAAGGAGUUCAUGUCCGCCGAGGGCACCAUCCCCCGCAACGUCAUGUACGACUUCCUGCACCUGACCAUGGACAAGGGCUACCAGAAGCUGUGCGAGCCCCUCCUGGAGGAGAUACAGAACCUGCUGGGGACCUACGUCAAGGUGGAGAGCACGUCGUUUGACACGUCCUCCAUGGCCGGCGAGUUCGAUUCUGCAGGGCCCAAUUAAUGAGUUUACAGAGGGGAGGGAGGUUCACGUUUUCUCUCUCAAUGUGUUUUAUAUAUAUACGUGUAUAUAUAUAUGUGUAUGUAUUGUGUAUGUGGGUGACCCAUUGGGUUCUCUUGUCUAAUGUGGUGCUUUCCCCCCCCCGCCAUGCUUCAAUGCUGAAAUCCUAAUGUUAUAAAAUGAGAGCAUACUGAAGUUGGAGAUUAGCCUAAACCUUUUUUUUUUUAAACAGAUUUUGAGGUUGGUAAGCACCGUCUUUGUAAACGAAGUAUCAAAAGAAAAACCCCAGAACUGUUGUAUUUGGCUCAUCUUCCCUUCUUCAUUUAAGCAAAUGGGAUCGGAAAGUAUUUGAGGUCCCCCUGGGUGAGCGCAAGAUUGACCGUCGUCUGCUGUGUUUGGCUUCAGCGUGUAGCGCGGGUCUGAAACGUGUUAGACAUAUGGUAAAUUAUAUAGGUCAAAUAUACAUAUGCAUAUAUAUAUAUAUAUAUCUAUGAAGACAAAUGUUUAUGUAGUGGCUGCAAGAUUUUGGUUGCUUUUUUGAUCUUCUGGCUACAAGCUUCUGUUUUGAUUGAUAUCAAGCUCAUACACGUGUGACAAAGAUGCUUCAUUCCAGGUGAGAUGAUGUAUGCUAGAAGCAAAUAGAGUGAAUGUUUGAAGAUAAGUUAUUUCCAAAUUGGCGUGAGCAUUUCUUUUUAUUUGCUCUAAUCAUUAGAAUAAUGUGUAUGGGAGUGGGGAAUGAGAGGAUGAUAUAAUAAAACUAGUGAUAGUGUUAUGCUCACUGAAUUUUGCUCAUUUAGUGGUCUUGUUCAAAAUGCUAGGUGCAAUGAGUUUUUUUCCUGAUGUUGCUUGGUCAAACACCUGAGUUGUAAGUCUUAAUGUUUUGCCGUAUGAUUUACCCUGAAGAGGCCGUUGUCGGACAAUGACGGAUGAACUGUCAUAUCAUACCUUGGAAAGACGGGGUUGGCAAAGGAUUAGAAUUUGUUUUGGAGAAGUUUCCGCAAAAAUUGUGUGUCGAAGAAAAAAAAAAGCAUCGUGAAUGUCAUGCCCGCUAAAGGCUUGGAUAUGAGCAUUGUUGUUUUGUCUGAAGCUGUAAAUAAUUUUAUUGAUGAUAAAAGAGGCUGAUGCCAAUAGCACAACAAGGGCAGAAGACAGUGUACAUUGUUAAUUUGUCUGUAGGGUUAAUUGCCAUAUAUGAAAGACUUUACUGACUUGUAAUAACGUUGGAAGACAUGAGUUGGUCAGGAGAAACACAAAUUGCAAUAUAUAUAUUAUAUUUUGGGGAGUAUGCUGUUAACAGUAUUAUCUGUCACAAGGUGAAGUUUAUGUUGUAGUCCUCGACUUGGAGAAGGUAUAAGAAACCUUUUAGUGGGCUCUGCUCAACACAUCUUUGUGCUUAUAUAGCAGUCUGUCAGCCCGUCUCUCUCUCUUCCUCUCCUUCUCCCCCCUCCCUCCCCCUCUUUCUCUUCAUCCCCCUCUCAAGCUCUCCCUCUGUCUCUCCAUCCCCCUCUCAAGCUCUCCCUCUGUCUCUCCGUCCCCUUCUCAAGCUCUCCCUCUUUCUCUCCAUCCCCUCUCAAGCUCUCCCUUGUCCCUCUCCCUCUGUCUCUCCGUCCCCCUCUCAAGCUCUCCCUCUUUCUCUCCGUCCCCCUCUCGAGCUCUCCCUCGUCCCUCUCCCUCUGUCUCUCCGUCCCCCUCUCAAGCAAUGUUUGUGUUUCCACAGCUGAUGAGGUACACAGGAGUAGCUUGUGUGGGAGACAAAAAAGCAAACUCUGUAAAGACUUUCGGGUCGUGCUUUGCUCUUUGUGUGUCACUUUGGAUUUGAUGGAUUCGGAGUCUCUAUCCAAACUUGACGAAUCGUUAUGUUAUAGGAUUCAGAGUCUCUAUCCAAAUUUGACGAAUCGUUAUGUUAUAAAUAGGAUUGUACAGUUGUAUGUUUCAAAAUGUGUUGGUUUUUUGUGGGAUUUUUUAUUGUUUAUAUCAUAUGAACUGCUUAGUGUGAGACUCCACAAUACGCCAUUUUGAAAAGUGAUGUUUGACUGAGUCUUAUCACUGAGCAGUUGAUAUGUCUGUGUAUACUUUUAUGGACAAAGUUGGCUUGGAUAUCCUGUGUUUUCCACCUCUGAAAGAAAAGAUUAUUGUUGUUGUUUUGUUUUGUUUUUUCUAUUUCCAGUGUGUACAAGAUGUGGGAAUAGAUGGACAUCCAUUGUUAGGACUUGCCUUUUUUUUUUCAGCCGCAUAAAAAUGUUUGAAUUUUGUCUUUUUCCUUAGUGUGGGGUUUUUAUCAUUUCCUUGUGUGUACCUGCAGAUAUGUUACUGUUGUGAAAACUACUCAUUGUUCAGUGUGAAUGUUGUAAGCUGCCGUAGUUUGUGAAGUUUGGAGACUGUGCUCUUUUCCAGCUGCUCAUGUCCUAGAACUAGAAGAACUAGUGGUCAGUUACGCUGAGUGAUAUCAAUACAUUCAACGGUGCUCAGAGUCUCCUGGGAUUAGGCACUAUGCGAAUUCCUGUUGUUUUUGUUAUUAUUAUUAGUAGUAUUAAUAUUAUUAUUGGUUUUAUUUUAAUUUGCCAACCAAUGUUUUGUUCUGAGCACGAUGCAGAGUUGAGCGGAGCAGUCAGUGUCAUGUACUGAAAUGUAUAACAAUACGGUAGCUGUUCUUUUGAAAAUCUGCACACGGACAAAGUGUCUCACUCAUUUGAAUAUUUUCCUUUGAUAAAGGCUCUGGGCUACCGGCGUAUUGAUGAAACAGUUAGGUUCUUUACUGUAGUACGCAGAAGACCUCUGUUUGAUUCCCAUUUGAGGAGAGUUUUUAUUGAUUAUCCUGGUCUGUCUACCGGGACGUUGUUUCCCUGUCGGCCCGGAUUGUUUCUGACUAGCAGAGUGAAAGUCGGAUUUGUUCACGAUCUUAAUCUUAAUACGUCGAAGGAGAUGUUUAACUUUUUUUUUUUGUACGAAAAGAAAAAAGAGUCUUGACUGGUCCAUCAUUCCUCACCCAUCGAAUGACCAGUUGACAUGCCCUGUUGUAGACUCCCAGUCCAUCGGUUCUCUCUGUCUGUAGUGGGCUUGCCCUGUGGAUUGCAUUCCUCUGUCGUUUACUUUGUUUACCCGAUGCUUUACGAUGCUGAUCGUUUUACGGACAUUCCACCCCUCUGGAUUGCAAGGUCUCGUCUUGUAUGCAACAUAUAUAGAGGUCUUAGAUGUGUUUUCAUUCUCUACUUAUUGUGAAUUCAAUUGGUAAGCAGUGCGGAUGUAUUGGCAGGUGUAGACGUUAUGUAUAGGGAUUUAAUUAAUUUUUUUAAAUUGUGUGAAAAGGGGAAUCUGGUUUGGUUUAAAUAAUUUAACUGACUUUUUUCUCAUUUUCGAGAAAAUUUUGUUGUGAUUGGUCCAUUACGAGUUUCAGUGCAAGUUUUUAAAAAAUACUUUCAAAACACUGACAUUUAGAUAUGCUUGGGAAAAAUACAGCAUCAAGUAACCCUUUGGAUGCUCAACGAGACAUUAUAAAUAUAUUGUUAUUACAGUAUUAUUUUAUUAAGGAGGAAAAUAAAUAAUUGUCCAUUCAUGGCAGAGUCCACAACUCCCCUGUCUGUUCCCUACAAAGUGACACAGUGCUUAUUGUUCAGCAACGUUUGCCUGGCUGUGAUUUUUCUCUCUUUCCAUUCCUCAUGUUUGUAUCUACAAUGUUUUCUAGUAGGUCCGAAGCUUUAGUAGAUAAACUUGCAUUUUUUUGUGAUUUCAUUUCAUGUCCCUCUUCUUCUUCUCGAUCGCAAUUUCAUGUCCCUUUUUUCUGUUUAUUACGUUUUCUUUUUUGGUCCUAGUCCUAUGCAAAUGAUGCUAUUUGGUCGGUGAAACCAGGUCAGCUUAGUUUGUGAGCCACUUCCUUGUUGCAGUCCGUUUUCAUUUAGCCUACUCUG